CACCCAGGCCGCGCCCGUCCGUCCUACAGCCUGAAACCAGCACAACAACCCCUCCCCUCCCCCACCUGAUAACGUCUUUAUAUAGCCAAGACACACCAGGAUACCUGCAAAUCAAACAUGAAGGCAUUUCUCGCACUCGGAGUUGUGGCAUUCGUAGUGGUCUCCGUGCAGGGAGAGGUGUGUAACAGUAACAGUGACUGCACCAUCACCCAGUGUAACUCUGGUGGAACUAUCACAUGUGUAGCGGGAACCUGCACGUGCACCAGUGUGUGUUCUCCGGAUCCUGACCUAGCCAGAUGCAGAAACCAGAAUGACUGCCGUAACGCUUACAACAAUGGUCAGAUAGCCUGCACGUGCCAGCCUCUCUCCGACCUCCACUGUAUUGACGGCCAGUGUCACUGUGGCUACCCUACGGGCAACUGAGGGCACAGGAAAACGAGCUGAUGCAUGUGGAAAUAAAACGUCUCCUACUACCUCCA
Haliotis rufescens (red abalone) is the source of this 479-nucleotide messenger RNA. RefSeq names its product multiple epidermal growth factor-like domains protein 11. The transcript has 4 exons. Lineage: Eukaryota; Metazoa; Mollusca; Gastropoda; Lepetellida; Haliotidae. The coding region runs from base 118 to 423 and encodes 101 amino acids. The record is from RefSeq and is a predicted model, not a curated record.